AUGGAAGGCAUCUUCCUUUUUAUUGUCACUAGUGAAGCCGUGCUGGGAGUUUUAGGGAAUGCAUUUAUUGUAUUUGUGAACUGUGCAGAGUGUGCCAGGAACAAGAAGCUCUCUAAGAUUGGCUUCAUUCUCACUGGCUUGGCAACUUCCCGGAUUUGUCUCAUGUGGAUGAUAACUUUUGACACAUAUAUAAACUUACUCUCUAUACAUAAACUUACCUAUGGCAAGCUAUAUGAAUACAUGAAUUACCUAUGGGUAACUAUGAAUCACCUGAGUGUCUGGUUUGCCACCAGCCUCAGCAUCUUCUAUUUCCUGAAGAUAGCAAAUUUUUCUCACUACGUAUUUAUCUGGCUGAAGUGGAGAACUGACAGAGUUUUUAUCUUUCUGGUAGGAUUCCUGUUUGUCUCGUUGUUUAUUGCUGUAGCACAAGUUGUGAAGAUGACCCAUGAUAUUAAAAUGCAAUACAGAAACAUCUCCUGGCAGGUUCACCGACAGGCAAAUGAGCUACUUAUUAAUCACAUCUUUUUUCAAUUUGGGAUGCUUUUCCUCUUUAUGAUAGCUGUUAUUACAUGUCUCCUGUUAAUCAUUUCUCUUUGGAGACACAACAAGCAGAUGCAAUUGAAUGUCUCAGAAUGCAGAGACCUCAACACAGAAGCUCAUAUCAAAGCCAUUAAAGUUUUAAUUUCUUUUAUCGUCCUCUUUAUCUUGUAUUUUGCAGAAGGAUUUGUAUUCCACAUGCAAGUUCAGCUGCUCAGUCAGCCUCCUGAUGCUAAAGCUUAUUCACCCAUUUUUGCCAGGGAAGAAACUUUAGCCUACAGACUCUUCUAUGUAAAGACUUCUGUGAUGGUUGUCAACUUAACUAUAUCUGGAAUUAACCACAAUCCAGAAAUAGAGGACACACUUAUGGUCCAGUUUUUGAAACUGGAAGACACCAGCUUUCGAUCUGGAUCUUGA
Molecule: messenger RNA, 954 nt
Organism: Peromyscus leucopus (white-footed mouse)
Lineage: Eukaryota; Metazoa; Chordata; Mammalia; Rodentia; Cricetidae
Product: taste receptor type 2 member 104-like
Exons: 2
Coding region: 1-954 (317 amino acids)
Biological process (GO): detection of chemical stimulus involved in sensory perception of bitter taste; sensory perception of taste; G protein-coupled receptor signaling pathway
Cellular component (GO): membrane
Molecular function (GO): G protein-coupled receptor activity
Source: RefSeq, a predicted model, not a curated record